Messenger RNA from Monoraphidium neglectum, 2790 nucleotides. RefSeq lists its product as hypothetical. Lineage: Eukaryota; Viridiplantae; Chlorophyta; Chlorophyceae; Sphaeropleales; Selenastraceae. The transcript is spliced from 8 exons. Bases 1 to 2790 code for a protein of 929 amino acids. The record is from RefSeq and is a predicted model, not a curated record.
AUGUGGAAGAACCUUGUGAAGAACGUAGCCGAUUUUGCUGCCGAGGCGGCCAAGGAGCUGAGGGAAGAAGCGAUCCGCGAGGCCGGCGAGGCGAGCCAGCAGCAGCAGGAGCCGCCCCGGACAGAGAACGAGGGAGAGCAGCUCCAGCAAGAGAAGCAGCAGCAGCCAGAGAGCGAGGAGGGACAGGAGGGAGAGCAACAAGAGCAGCAGCAGCAGCAGCAGCAGCAACAGCAGCAACAGCAGGAGCAGGGGGAUGCACGGCGUUGGCAGGAGCAGCAGCAGCAGCAGGAGCAUGACGAGCGCAUGGCAUGGCAGCAGCAGCAGCAGCAGUCAGAGCACCGGGUUUCUGCACAUCUGCAAGAUGCACAACACGAACAUCAGCAGCCAAAGAGCUGGCAGCAGCAGGAGCAGGAGCAGGAGCAGGAGCAAGAGCAGGAGCAGCAGGAAGUGGAUGCAGCUAGGCAGUGGUUUCACGAGCCACGCGAGAAAGGAGACAGUCUGCGCUCGCACCAGCAGCAGAAGGGAGAGUGGGGCCUAGAACUGCAACAAAAGCAGGAAGCAGAGGAGGAAGAGCAGCAGCAGCAGCAGCAACAGCAACAGCAGCAGCGGCAGGAGGGGGCGGUACAGGGGCGUCUGGACCACGAGCAGCAGCUGCAGCAGCACGAGUCCGAGACACAAGAACGGCCGUUCCAGCCCCACCUGCUCAAGGAGCAGACGGCCGAGGAGGAUGCUGCGGACCCACUGCAUCAGACCUGGGUCGAUGCAGCUGUGCCUGCAGACAUUUUCGGCGGCGCCAAUCCCUCGCCCAUCACCACGCCCCCUGCGUCGCACUUCAACACUCCAACACAAACCGAAGGAGCCAAUGAUUGCUCAGCGUCCUCCGCGGGCAUCGCGCCCUUGGCUGCAGCAGCAGCAGCAGCGGCAGCAGCAGCAGCAGCAGUACCGCCAGGAUCAGGGGCUUGGGGCCAGGAUGUCGGGGAGGUCAUUAGCGUCGAAAAGCAACCCCCGUCGGUGCAGCAUCUGGAGUCUCCUGAGGAGCAGUACCAGCAAAAUUAUCAUCAGCAGCAGGAGCAGCAGCACGAGCAUGAGCAGGAGCAACAGGAGCAGGAGCAGCAGCAGGAGCAAACCCAGCAGGAGCACGAGCAGCAGCAGGAGCAGCAGCAGGAGCAGCAGCAGGAGCAGGAGCAGGAGCAGGAGCUCCAGCCAGAUUGGGCAGCGGCGCGCGCCGCAUCCUCGCACGACGCAACAGACGACCUCGCCUCCCUGAAGACACGGCUGCGUGGCACGGAGGCCGAGCUGCAGAGCGUCCGCGCAGACUAUGAGCGCGCGCGCGCCCAGCUAGACGCGCUGGCGCGCGAGGGCGCGGAGCGCGAGCGCCGCCUCGCGUCCGAGUCGGCCGCGGCAGCAGCGGCCACCGCGGCGGCCGCGGCCGCGUCCGAGGCCGAGGCCGAGGCGCGGCGGCGGCUGCAGCAGCAGGCGGCGCAGCAGGAGGCGGCAUACGGGGAGUUGGUGGGGGCGUACGAGCGGCUGAAAGAGAUGCUGCAGGCGUCGAUGGCGCAGAGGGUCGAACUGCAUGAGAAGGCGGCCGCGCUGGAGGAGGCGCUCGGGCGGGCGCAGGAGUCCGUACAGCAGCAGAGCCGCCAGGCCAGCGCUGCCCAGGCGCAGGUCGCCGACCUGCAGCAGCAGCUCGCUGCUGCACAGUCCGCCGCCGCCGCACAGUCCGACGCGGCCGCAGCACAGUCCACCGCCGCCGCCGCAGCAGCCGCCGCCGCCGCGGCGCAGGCCCAGCACGACGCACGCGACGCGGCCACGCGCGUGGCGGCCGCGGAGCGGCGCGCGGGCGCCGCCGAGGCGGAGGCGGCGGCGCUGCGGGACGCGGCGCAAGCGGCGGCGCGGCGCGCGCAGCAAGCUGAGCUGGAGCGGGGGGCGAGCGCCGUGGAGGUCGACGGGCGCUUGGCGCAGGCGCACGCGGAGGUGACCCAAGCGGAGCGGCGCGCGGACGAGGCGGAGGCGCGCGCGGCGGCGGCGGACGCGGCGCGCUCGGCGUCCGAGGCGGGGCGGGCGGCGUCCGAGGCGGAGCUGCAGCGGGCGCGGGAGGAAGGGGCGGCGGCGAGAGAGCUGGCAGAAUCCAGCCAGGCCAAGGCGCGCGCCGCGGGCGAAGCUCUUGAGAAGCUGCGCGCCGACGGCGAGCGCCGCGCGCGCGCGUUUAAAGACGCGCUCGGCGCCGCGGCCGCCAAGGCGCGGGGGGAGCUGGAGGGUGAAAUUGAGAGCUUGGGCCGGCAGCUUGAGGAGUCGCGAGAGGCGCUGGCCACGGCGCGCCGCACGGCGGCCGCCGCGCGCGACGAGGCCGCCGCGGCGGGCGAGGAGGCUCAGUCUGAGGCGGAGCAGCGGCUGGCCGACGCCGAGGCGCGGGCGGCACGCACUCAUGAGGCGUCUGCGGCGCUGCAGCAGCGGAUCGCGGAGGCGGAGCAGCGCGCCGCAGCGGCUGCGGCGCGCGCGGCCGCGCUGGACGCCGCGCUGGACGCCGCGCUGACAGCGCUGCGCGCAGAGCGCGCGGCGCCCCUGGACGCCGCGGGCGAUGCGUACCACGAGGCCAUCGAGGCGUCACCGCGUGACCACCUUGCGUGGUACCGCCUGCGGCAGACGCGCGACCGCGGCGCGGUGCUGGUGGCGGUGCUGGUGCUUGAGACGGGCGCACCCGCGGCCGCAGCGGCGGGGCUGCUAGGGCGCGCGAGGGCCAACAUGGCCAUGGCGGCAGUGCGGCUGCGGCGGGACGCGCAGCGGUGGUGA